AUGCAGCAGCAACUUCACCUGCUGCUGCUGCUGCUGCUGCUGCUGCUUGUGCUAAUUGCUUCUGCAGCUAACUGCCUCCGUACCCAACAAAGGGGGGCCCCCAUCGGCUACGGGGGGGCCCCUGGGGGCCCCCCUUCCCUUUUUCUGCGGCGGUAUCCAACUUGCUGCAGCAGCAGCAGCAGCAGCAGCAGGGCUGGACAGCCGUUGCUGUCAGGAGGCGCAGCAGCAGCAGCAGCAUUCAGUCCAGCUGCAGCUGCAGCAGCAUGGCCCCGAGCAGCAGCAGCAGCUGUGGGCCAAGCCCCAACUAGCGCGUCCAGAGCAGCAGCAGCAGCAGCAGCAGCAGCAACAGAAGCAGCAGCAGCAGCAGCAGCAGCAGCAGCAGAGGAGAGGCUGCUGCGCAACAUCGCCAUUGUGGCUCAUGUUGAUCACGGCAAAACAACCCUUGUGGACGCGCUGCUGGCUUUUGCUGCUGAGCAGCAGCAGCAGCAGCAGCACAGGAAGCCGGGCCCAAAGCCGCAGACUCGCGUGGUGCUGCAGAAGGCCCUGCGCGCGGGGCUGCGUGCUGUUGUGGCCAUCAACAAAGUUGACAGGCCCACCGCUAAGCCAGAGUCAGUUGCUGCUGCUGCUGCUGCUGCUGCUGCUGCUGCUGCUGUUGCUGCUGCUGCUGCUGCUGCUGCUGCUGCGCACUUCUCUGAGGCGGCUGCAGUGAGCGCUGGCAAUGCUGCUGCGGGGAGGUGGCGGCUCGCGUUUUUGAUCUUUUUCUGCAGCUCGAUGCGUCUGAUGAGCAAGCAGAUUUUGAGGUCACCUGCUGCUGCUGCUGCUGCUGCUGCUGCUGCUGCUGCUGCUGCUGUUUCUUUCUUGUUCCUGUCUCAUUUUGUCUGUUUCCCUUUUUUCCUCGUCUUUCGUUCAGUCUGUGCUUCGUUUUGUUUUAUUUUUACUUUUAUUUGGAUCAAUUUGAUGAAUUACAGUUCUCUUUGA
Molecule: messenger RNA, 978 nt
Organism: Eimeria necatrix
Lineage: Eukaryota; Apicomplexa; Conoidasida; Eucoccidiorida; Eimeriidae
Product: GTP-binding protein TypA, putative
Exons: 3
Coding region: 1-978 (325 amino acids)
Cellular component (GO): cytosol; ribonucleoprotein complex
Molecular function (GO): GTP binding; GTPase activity
Source: RefSeq, a predicted model, not a curated record